UUAUUUCCUUAAAUUAUGUCAAUACAUUAUUCAUUAUAUUUACAUUAUUCAUAGUUAUCAAUAUACUUGACAGAUUCAUUACCGGCUGUGACAAUUAUUAUUCAAAGUGCAAAGGGUUAAACAGCAAUGCCUGCACACUCGUCUGUAAAACGGUUGCACAAUAAAGCGGAAUCAUCGCGGAAGGCACGCGCGAUCUGGACUUUACGCGUGUUCUUGCGUGAGGCAUGCGUGCAAGCUCUUCCAUAUAUAAAUACUCGUGUGUCAGUGGGAAAAUCUCAGUCGGCCGAUACUUGGUGCCUGUGUAGCUCUUCUCUCAUCCAGCUAUCACUGUUCAAAAGUUCACCAUGUGAUUUUCUUGCUUCUCGAAGGGAAAAAGGAAAGGAAGAAGAGAAGAUAUUUCACCUUUCAAGCAAACCCAAGUUUAUUGUGCUAGCAUCCUUUUUCUUUAGAAAAGAAGCACGAAGAUAAAUUUAUAAAGCAAAGAAAAUCUAAAAAAUAAAUCAAUAAAGCAGAGAAAAAUCCAAGAAGAAAAAGAAUCUCUUCAGUUUUCUGAAAGCGUGGUGAUUUCGUUCUUAAAAAGACGCAGCAAGAAGAAUUUUUUAUCUUUCCUGCAUUCUUGAUAUCUUCAGUUUGGUUUAGUAUAACGUAAUUCUUGAGCGAAAGAAUCAAUGGGACCAAGACCUUGCAAAUUCAGUGAUCAAUAACGAUUAAUUUGUUAAGGCCAGGAAUCACAGAUCAAUUCAGCAAUCAAGUACGGUUGAGCUUCUCAGUAAAAAAAUCCAAGUUUUGAGUUUACUUUCCGACUAGGAAAUCAGCUAGGACCAAUAAUGAAAGGCAGACCGAGGGGAUCGCUUCUAAGACUCUUGAUUCUCAUCCUGACGACGGUGGAUCAGAUGAUGGUAGUCUUGACGGCUCAUCACGGCGGUCAUUAUCAUCGAGUCCCGAGGAGGAUCCAUCUGCCACGUGCGAUGGAGGCUACCAAGAAAUUUCUCUGCAGAGAGCCCCAAUCGAGAGCUUACAAUCUGAGAGAUCUGGUGCACAGUAUGCAACCAAGCGAGAGCGUGAAUCAGCCGGUGUACAUUGUGGUGAAGAAGUGUGACAACCACUCAGGCUGCUGCGUUAGUCCCGAUCUCAGCUGCGCGCCGGUACCGUCGUCAAUUUAUCACGAGGACAUGGAGGUCGAGGUUUGGAGCCUGUUGACGAAUAGCACGAGGAGGGUAUGGAUCAGGAUCGAACAGCAUGGCAGGUGUAGUUGCGAGAUCAGUAGUGCUAGUGAGAGACUUAGAGAGGACACUCGGCCACCUAGUAUACAGAUUCUUUGAUCCUUGAAGUUCCUUGGAUCCUAGAUUCAGCAUUGAAGCAGAGAA
Molecule: messenger RNA, 1367 nt
Organism: Acromyrmex echinatior (Panamanian leafcutter ant)
Lineage: Eukaryota; Metazoa; Arthropoda; Insecta; Hymenoptera; Formicidae
Biological process (GO): hemocyte migration
Source: RefSeq, a predicted model, not a curated record